ACUUUUCCCGCGCAAAUAGUAUAAAAAAGCACGCGUACAUCGAUCUCUGCAGACGAUAUUUCUGACCGCUGACCCAGGACACGUUCCGACCUGACCCGCUGCACCAUGAAGUUCCUCAUCGUUGCGAUUGUGCUGGCCGUUCUGGCUAAUGCUGAGGCCGCCCCGAAGUUCAAGCCCAAGAUGGCUCCCCAGCCCCGCAUCACCUGCGAUCUUCUGAGCUUCUCCUUCGGAGGGGCCAGCUUCGGUGACUCCGCAUGCUCAGCUCACUGCCUCUUUCUUGGCUACCGAGGGGGGUACUGUAACAACCAAAACGUCUGCACCUGCCGCUAGAGGGUCCCUCAUUACAGUGGAGUAGUCAUGGAGACAACCUGGCAACAAAAAUAUGUCUUGAUCCGAUAUCAUCACAGUAAUAAAUGACUGUUCAAUCA
Messenger RNA from Branchiostoma floridae (Florida lancelet), 428 nucleotides. RefSeq names its product defensin, isoforms B and C-like. The transcript has 4 exons. NCBI's taxonomy places the organism in Eukaryota, Metazoa, Chordata, Leptocardii, Amphioxiformes, Branchiostomatidae. The record is from RefSeq and is a predicted model, not a curated record. The coding region runs from base 106 to 330 and encodes 74 amino acids. Gene Ontology annotation, biological process: humoral immune response; defense response to bacterium.